Molecule: messenger RNA, 1767 nt
Organism: Penicillium cataractarum
Lineage: Eukaryota; Fungi; Ascomycota; Eurotiomycetes; Eurotiales; Aspergillaceae
Product: monooxygenase
Exons: 3
Coding region: 1-1767 (588 amino acids)
Molecular function (GO): oxidoreductase activity
Source: RefSeq, a predicted model, not a curated record
AUGGAAACGCAAAUAGCUGACCUGGCCAUAAUUGGUGCUGGUUGGCACGGUCUCGCGGCCGCCAAAUCAGCACUCGCGCUCGAUCCCAGUGUCAAUCUGGUGGUUCUGGAUUCCGCCGCUUCAGUGGGGGGUGUCUGGGCUGAGGAACGCUUAUAUGCGGAACUCAGGACGAAUAACCUACUGGGAUCAUACGAAUAUAGUGACUUUCCUAUGAGGGACAACGUUCCCAGUUUAGUUAAACCCGGUGAGCAUAUGUCAGGCAGAGCGAUGCAUGAAUAUCUGAAAGCGUACGCUGCCCACUUCGGGAUCCUCGAUAGAAUUAAGUUGAACUACAAGGUUGACAGCAAACUAGGACACGAGAAGAGCAAUACUAUACGGACGCGGAAACUGAUACUCGCUACGGGCCUUACCUCGCAGCCGCGUAUUCCUACAUUCUCUGGUCAGCAAUCCUUCGGCGCGCCAUUGUUCCACGCAAAAGAAUUUGCCCUUUACCAAGACACCCUCUUCGCUAAACCCAGAAAUGACAACACAGGCGACCAACACGAAGGUGCCCGCGACGAUCACACACCAAUAACGAUACUCGGCGGAAGCAAAUCCGCGUGGGACACCGUCUACGCCUGCGCAUCAAAGGGACACCGUGUCAACUGGGUUAUUAGAGCGUCAGGGACUGGGCCUGCCUGGGUGAGUCCGGCCGCUGUGUUCUCGCCCUUCAAGCUUCUCCUCGAAAGCCUCCCUCUCGUGCGUGCCUUGGGCUGGUUCAGCCCCUGUGUGUGGGUUAGCCACCCGAUACGCAACUUCUUACAUGGGACAUGGCUCGGCUGUAUUAUUGUGCGUCUGUUCUGGACCUGCCUGGAGUGGGAUAUGGUUCGGGUCAAUCGAUACAGCGACCAUGAGGAGACGGCAAAGCUAAGACCCUGGUUUAAUCCUAUCUGGAUGGGGACCGCCGUCAGUAUUAUCAAUUUCCCGGGUGAUAUCUUUAGAUUGAUCCGGCAGGGACUGGUGAAGGUGCAUAUUGCCGAUGUUGAGCGGCUAGAGCCUUAUAGGGUUGUUCUGUCUACCGGCGGCGACAGGCUGGACACGAGAGCACUCAUCCUGUGCACAGGCUGGAAAGUGUCUCCAGGUAUUCGGUUCUUGCCGGAUGGAACCGAACACGAGAUAGGCUUCCCGUGGGCUGCGGACCCAAUUGAUCAGGAGCUCAUUAGGCAGGCCCGCGAGGACAUACACACGCGUCUUCCCAUGCUCCACACAGGGCCAGAGAGCAGGACCUACCACACGAACGAUGCGGAAGGUCAAAUACACACUAGUGAAACCGUUCUGCACCCCUUCCGUCUCGCGCGCUUCAUUGUCCCACCAAGACUAUGGGACGACCAUAGCAUCGCCUUCCUAGGGACCGUAACCACGUUCAACACACCCUUGGUUGCCGAAGUGCAAGCCCUGUGGGCGCUCGUCUAUCUUAACCACGGCUCCGAGCUUCACCAUCAUCAUCAAGACAAGGAGUCAAUAAUUAGCGAGACAGCACUACACACAGAGUUCUGUUCGCUGCGCUCCCCGGCGGGCCAUGGGGUGCGGACUGCGGACUUUGUCUUUGAGGUCAUGCCAUAUUUGGAUCUCUUGCUUGGGGAUUUGGGCUUGAGGACUGCGAGGAAGGGGUCGUGGUGGGAAGGUUUGUUUGUUCCGCAUCAGCCGAGGGAUUAUGCGGGGUUGGUGGAGGAGUGGAAGGCGCGACUAUCUAUAUCCUCGGAGGGGCGGAAGAUGAAGGAUGCCUAG